GUCGGAGGCAGCCGUAUCUUCCUCUCGCCGGCUUAAAAAGAUCAAAAUUAAUUUAGGUUAAAAAGAUCAAAAAUAAUUUAGGUUUUUCGAUAAAGAGAUUAAUUUGGGUAAGUCUAAGUAAAAUAUUGGCUUUAUUAUUUACUCCCUCGGUUCCAAAAUAAUUGAAGUUAUACGUUUGACCUAACUCAAAUUUGGUUGAGUUUGAACAAAUUUAUAAAAAAGUACAUUAACAUCUAGAACAUCAAUACAAAAAAUAUUUCAUACUGUGUGUAUUUGAUAUUUGAUAUUUUAGCAUAUACUUUUUAAUAAAUUUGAUCAAACAUACAACAAAUUUAAAACUUGAAUUGUUUUGAAAUAGAGGUAGCAUGAAGAAAAUUAUACCAGAAACGCCCGAUUUUGUUUUUUGGGUCCAGCAGCCCACUUCGCUUUUUUUUUUCCACGGGAAGCAGCGGCGGUUGGUUCGAGUCGAGCACGGUCGGACUCGAAGGAACAGCUGGCGUCGAACCCAAACCUGGCUGCAUCGGUCGGUCGGUCCCGUAUAGUCGGUACGGCGUAUACGUAGCUAGCACGCUACGGUAUACGUACCGUACCGUAGUCGGACCCGAUACGGCGUAUAAUACCUAGCGUCGACGCCCAAACUCGGCAAAUCCAAAGCUCGCAAUCAAUCGCAAAAGUUUUCGCGCGAACUCCAAUCUCCUGCUCUCCGCUCCAAUCGCCCGCCGCCAUGGCUCAUCAUCGACGCCGCAGCUGCCUGCGCCGUGUCCUCACCAUCGCCGGCGGUGUGUCAGCCGGCCUCCUCCUGCUCGCCGGCGGCCAUACCUACGGCCACGGCCAGCUCUUGUCGCCGUCCUUGCUGCCCCUCGGCCUCGGCGCCGACUGCUCGCCGUCCUUCGCCCCGCCCCCCUUCGCCCCGCCGCCCUCCGCCCUCUCGCCGCUGCCGCCCUACCUCCUGUCGGACUUGGAGGCCGACGCCUCGCCCCCGCAGCCGGAAGCCAACCUCCCGCGGCGCCUUCUGCCCAUCCACCGAUCGCCGCCCUGCCUCCCCUCGAACUCGGAAUCGGGGGCCGACCGCUCGCCGCCGCAGCACGACGACGCUGAUGCCGUCUUGCUCCCGGACUGGGAGGUCCUUCUCUUGGCUGACGCCGAGCUUGGCGGCGGCGCGGGCAAUGGGAAGGCGACGUGCGCCUUCCAGGGUGGGGCGUCAUCCCCGGCGAGCGCGCUCGGGAGGCUGCCGGGGUCGGCCCGCCACGGCUACGUCUGCCCAAUGCCCGAGCCUGUCCGGAGCCUCCAGCCGCUCCAAGCGCCAUUGCUGCUCCCCACCUCCGCUGCCUCUGCUGAUUGCCCUGGCCGCACGUCGUUGCUGAAUUGGAGCGGCCCGAUCGCCUUCAGCUCUGCAACUCUCGACAGUGGCGAUGUCCUUAUCUUUGCAAAGGGCGUCAACCAUGCCGCUGGCGGAGUCCGGUGCAUCUAUCGCCACUGCGGCGACGCCCAUGGCCAUGGCGUGGUGGCCUCCUUCCCGGCCAUCACGUCCGUACAGCAGGUUACCCGGUGCCCUGCUCCACCGAUGCAUCUCAACUCCAGGAACGCAGAGUUGCGUGUCACGGUGGCAGCCACCGGCGAAGAUCCCAUCCCCUCAAUUGCAACUUAUCGCCCACAGCAGAGUCAGAGUGGCUUGGUGGUGACACCGGCCCGAAAGAAGUUGAUUUGCGCUUGCACUAUGGUCCACAAUGUGUCCAAGUUUCUUCGCGAGUGGGUGCUGUACCAUGCCGCUGUCGGGGUGGAGCACUUCUUCCUGUAUGACAAUGGAAGUCAAGAUGACUUCGCAGAUCAAGUCGCUCAGUUGAGGUCAGCCGGAAUCAGCAUCACUACUGUGCCUUGGCCGUGGAUCAAAAUGCAGGAAGCUGGCUUCUCCCAUUCUGCUGCAAUGCACCAGAGUUCUUGCAAGUGGAUGGCAUUCAUAGAUGUCGAUGAAUUCAUUUUUUCGCCAAACUGGAAAGGAUCCGAGAAACCGUCAAAAUCAAUGCUUGAAGCGCUUCUUCCCGUUGAUCCAGACGUCGGGCAGGUGUAUCUGUGGUGCUUUGAUUUUGCUCCCUCUGGCCAAACAUCACACCCACAGGAGGGUGUCAUCCAAGGAUACACAUGCCGUCGAAAGAUUAUUCUGCGGCACAAAUCGCUCGUUCUUCUUGCUGCGGUGAACCAUUCUUUGGAGAAUGCAAUACACCAUUUCACGCUCAAGGAUGGUUUUAGAAGCAUACGGAACUUGCAGGCGCGGGUCAACCAUUAUAAAUACCAGGCAUGGAGUGAGUUCAAGCAUAAGUUCAAACGGCGAGUGUCCGCCUACGUGGCUGACUGGAGAGAUCCGAUCAACCUUCAGUCCGCUGAUCGGGCCCCCGGCUUAGGACUUGACGGAGUUGAACCGGUUGAUUGGGCGCAAAGGUAUUGCGACGUCAAGGACAAUCUGCUUCAGCAGUUGAGCGCAAGAUGGUUUGGUAAUGGAUUGGCAACUCUGGGAUCUCAGGAUACUUAGGCUCGACUGUAUCUAUAACCUGCGGUUUUCUAGAAGGAUCUAAAGGCAUUAGAGACGGAAUUGUAAUCUAGUUUAGACUUGUGUCCUUGCCGGCCAAGGUCUAUCUAGAAAACCAAUCUGUACAUCGCUUGCCAUGUUAGGCACCAAUAAAUAAACAUCACGCGGCCUCCAAUGGAGGUAGAGACGCUUCCACAAUUCUCACAUGGUAUCACGAGCCAUCUUCCUCUUUUAGCAAUUCAUCUAGAUUGAUCUGAUCAUGCCGAGCUCUUC
Molecule: messenger RNA, 2797 nt
Organism: Aegilops tauschii subsp. strangulata
Lineage: Eukaryota; Viridiplantae; Streptophyta; Magnoliopsida; Poales; Poaceae
Product: glycosyltransferase family 92 protein RCOM_0530710-like
Cellular component (GO): cytoplasm
Molecular function (GO): glycosyltransferase activity
Source: RefSeq, a predicted model, not a curated record